Messenger RNA from Tachysurus vachellii, 2394 nucleotides. RefSeq names its product sprouty related EVH1 domain containing 3 (gene spred3). Bases 209 to 1762 code for a protein of 517 amino acids. The transcript has 6 exons. Gene Ontology annotation, molecular function: protein kinase binding. Gene Ontology annotation, biological process: negative regulation of MAPK cascade; multicellular organism development. The record is from RefSeq and is a predicted model, not a curated record. Gene Ontology annotation, cellular component: membrane. NCBI's taxonomy places the organism in Eukaryota, Metazoa, Chordata, Actinopteri, Siluriformes, Bagridae.
AUCGAGCGCGUUUAAGAUAGAAUCGUUUAAGAUAGAUACGUUUACAUAUAUUUUUUUGGGAGGGGGAGUGCGUGUGUAUGUGUAUGAGAGAGAGCGAAAGAGCAAGAGAGAGCGAGCGUAAGCGUGCGUGUGUGUUCUGUCGAGAAGGGAAAUAAAAAAGACAGGAGACCGGGGGCAGCCAGCUCGAAGCUCCAAGCAGCACCAAGCCAUGGAGGGCGAUGUGCGUGUGCGAGCAGUGGUGAUGACACGUGACGAUUCUAGUGGUGGCUGGGUGCCCCUUGGAGGUGGAGGCCUCAGCAAUGUUGUCAUCUGUAAAGGAAGGAGUUCUGAAAGCCAAGCCCAGAAGGAGUAUCUCAUAUGUGGAGAGCGGCUGCGCGAUCGAGCACCCGUGCUUGAAUGUGCCAUUCAAAAGGGUCUGAUCUACAACAAAGUGAACCCCAUAUUCCAUCACUGGCGUGUGGAGGAGAGGAAGUUUGGCCUGACCUUCCAGAGUCCAGCUGAUGCCAUUUCUUUUGAAAAGGGCCUUCAAAUUGUCCUUGACAGGCUGGACAAAGGCUUUGACUCUCCUUCUUCCUCCACAACUGAGGAAGGAGACACAGAAGAUGAUGGCCAAACAUCUCACACAGGCAGUGAAUCAUCCUCCAACAGCAGAAAGGAGAUGUUACCCAAGCCCAUAACCAUAGUCACUAGCGAGUCGUCUACUUGCUUUGUCCGCUCUGCAGCAGAGGAAUUUGGAUAUGGGGAAGGGCAUGCCAUCACUAUUCAGACCCCUGGACAGGUGAAUAGGCGGUCCUGCCAGCACCAGCUUUCCCAAGCAUCAGUUAUGUUGAAUCCUCCAGCCCCUCCUCCUCCUCCUCCUGCUCCCCCAACCUCUCCUUUAGCACCCCCAACCUCCUCACCCCUGUCCUCACUUUCCCCUACUGUGUCCUUACUGGAGGAAGGUGACCUACACAAUAUAGAUCCAUGCAAGGAUUUAUGGGGCUCACGUGGAUAUGAGGACUAUCGACGUGCUGAGGCUACACGGACAAAAGUUGGGGGUCUGACAGGCGGUGUCAUGGUAGGACGUGGUCCAGAUAAGUCAGAACUGUGUGUGGUGCACUUUGAGAAAGAAUUACCUAGUGUAGGUACUACAGGAUGUGAGGUCACUGUUAUAAUGGACACCAAAGGUUCUCGGCGCCACUCCUCCUCACCAACCUGUAUGCCUAAUGCCAUGUCUGGAGCAUCUCCUGUAAGUGGCUCCCCACAGGAGACAGGCAAAAGCUCACCCUCACCAUGCUGCAUCCAUACUUCACUUGCCACACCUCGCUCUCGGACUCGCAAAAGAGGGGGCAGUGGGACCAGUGGGGGGGGGGAUGCCAUCUCACCUGAUGAUGACAGCCCAUGUCCACAAGGCUCGUCCUCAUGCUCAUCACGCUGUGUGUACUGUCGCUCGGUGUUUAGUGCCUCAGAGAACGGACGUGGCCGUUGCCGGGAUGCACCAGAUCCAGCUCUACACUGCCUACGUCAGUGGACGUGUGUGUGGUGUGCUGAGAGCCUGCUUUACCACUGCAUGUCAGAUUCUGAAGGAGAGUUCUGGGAGCCAUGUUCAUGUGAAGACUCGCUUGGGCGUAGGCCACACCCACUUUGCUGUGCUGGCUGGAUGGCACUGCUGGCACUGUCACUCUUUGUGCCCUGCAUGUGCUGCUACUUGCCCCUGCGAGCAUGCCUGCGUUGUGGGGAAAGAUGCGGUUGCUGUGGUGGAAAGCACAAGGCUGUGCGAUGAGACCUGGCUUUGAGAGGUUAUAAGGCCACUGAGAGAUUGGAGGUAGAGGGAAGGGAAGACACCAAAUGUUUUUCAUCUAAAGAAUUGCCAUAGCGCAAGAUCUCUCUCCCCACAAUCCUCUGCUGCAUUCCAUUUAUACUCUACCAGGACCCUUAAUGGUGGUGCCAACACACAAUGCACUGGCACUGGCUCCAACUGACUGUUGUUGAGGCUUAUAGAAGGUGAAUGCUGAAAACACCAAUGUGUAAAGCUAGGUUGUUUUUUUGUUUGUUUUUUUAGUCAGAAAGACAAUACAAGACAAAAUUACAAAAAUGUAUAUCUUGCUUUCCUUAACAAUGAUAGAUAUUUGUUUAUAUAACAUUUAUUAACAUGCUCCCUUUUACCUCUUUACACAGUUUUGCCUCAAUGUUCCAGACAGGUUAGAGAGAAAGAAAAAUAUACAGAAAUGCAUUGGCAUACAGAGGCAUACCGACUUUGUGUCUUUUGAGCAUUUCUUAUGUAAGUAUGAGAACACUGUUCAGGAAGAUUUUUUGACAUAACAGUGAGUGGAAGGGUACUUAUAGGUAGGAUCACUAAAAUUGCAAUGCACAAACACACUUAAGAAAAUUAAAGUAGUAUUGUAUUUUAAAGUC